AAGUGCGGAGGCGCAGGAGCUGCUGCGGGCAGUCGCGGGGCACAGCACACACUAGAUCCAAGGAGGUCUGGCUCAGCUGCAGUCCCUGCCGGUGGACCCCCAAGCUGGAGGCGGCGGGCGGGGACCGCGAGGUGCACGCGCGCCGGUCCCGUGGGCGGCCUCUCAGCUCGCGCUCCCUCCUAGCGCAGGGCACACGCAGGAGUAAUCGGUCUCUGCCAACACAGUGGUUGGCGCGCGUGCGGAGGAGCCCGGCGCGCUCCCGGCGUCGGGCAAGCGCACAGAAGCCCAGCGCUCGCACAGACAGGAGCAAGAAUGUGGUGAGUGACGUGGGAACCUGCCCUGGAAAGAAGCAGCAGAUGCUCCCCAUGCCAAAUGAGGAAAAACUGGGCACACAGGAACUGCCUUUCCAGACACUCACCCAUAGGUGGAGUGGUUCCCUAGGUGAUCAGCCUGGGUGCAAAGCGGCCACCCAGAUUCAGACACACACCUCAGCAGAAUUCUGGGCUGCACAGUUGGAGUCUGUAGAACAGAGGCAGCCGAAGCUAAGGAUUUAAAUGUGGUCACAGCCCCUGGAGGGUUUGUUGGUCCUGGGUCUACAGUACUGCGAUCCAAAGUGACUCAGUAGGUCCACAUAGAGUCCAAGAAAGGCCAUGCCGUGGACCAGAUACACUUAAUCUCAGCUCUCUAAAGGAGCAACACAAGGGAGCCCCAGCUCAGGGCGUCGGAUGUGCAAACUGCAAAAAAAAAAAACCAAAACAAAGCAAAAAACAAAACCCUCGUUGCCACCAGGCUGGUUCACCUCCGCCCCGCAACGGAUAUAGCCCGGGUUGAGGUUCCCCUUUUCGAAGUUCAGAAAGAGUUGGGUGCGUCCUCCUCACAAGAGAGGAGAGUGGGAAGGGCAAGGUGGGAGUGGCGUGCACAGGGGGUGGACAUAUGUGAAAUCUGAUCCAGUGCCAAGGAAAGGGUAUGUGCUGCCAUAGACCCCAGGGCAAAGCUCAGCCUCCACCAGGCUCGUGUGGCUCCUGAGCUGGCCGACUGCACACAACACAGCCCGCUCAUGGAGAACUCGGUGGCGCCUUUCGUCCUCUACCCGGGGACUGAGCCCAGGACUCCCGGAGAGGACAGCCUGCCUCUACCAGCCGAGGAAGAGGGCGCUGCGUCCCCAGCGCAGACACCCUGCAGUCUCAGCGCCUCACUGUGCUUCAGCUCCGGGGACGACUCCCCGCCGCAGUCUCGCGCCUCUGCGGCGGAGGGUUCCGAAGCCUCUCCGCCUUCUCUCCGCAGCGACCUGCGCGUGGUGGAGACGCAGUGGGAUGUCAGCAGCGUCGCGUCCCCAGAGUCCCCGGAGGAGUGCGCGCGCCCGGAAGAGCCCGCGUCGCCGGAGGAUCCCCCUUCCCGCCACGAGCACGCGCGUCCCGUGGGGUUCGAGUCUUUAGACGAACUCGGGGAGCCCGUUCCUGUGCCGCCCGGGGUCGGGUCCGCUCACGGAGAGCCCGACCUGGUCAUCGAGGUGGCCGGUCGCCGGCUGCGGGCGCAUAAGGCGGUGCUGGCGGCGCGCAGCGACUACUUCCGCGCGCGCGCGUCGCGGGACGUGCUGCGGGUGCAAGGCGUGAGCUUCACGGCCCUGCGGCUGCUGCUGGCCGACGCGUACAGCGGGCACAUGGCGGGCGUGCGGCCGGACAACGUGGCCGAGGUGGUGGCCGGCGCGCGCCGCCUCCAGCUGCCCGGCGCUGCGCAGCGCGCCACCGAGGCCAUGGCGCCGCAGCUGAGCCUGGCCAACUGCUACGAGGUGCUGAGCGCAGGCAAGCGGCAGCGGCUGAGCGAGCUGCGCGACGCCGCCUACCGCUUCAUGAGCGACCACUACCUGGAAGUGCUGCGCGAGCCCGCCGUCUUCGGCCGCCUGUCCGGGGCAGAGCGAGAUCUGCUACUGCGGCGCCGCCUGGGUACCGGCCGCGCUUGUCUGCUGGCCGCUGCUCUCGGGACGACCGGGGAACGCUCGGGCAGUCGACCGCAGAGCCCGUCCGGGGACGCGGAGUCGCGCGGGGACGCGGCCGUUUAUUGCUACCAGGCGGAGGCCGGGGAGUGGCGCGAGCUGACACGGCUGCCCGAGGGCGCGCCGGCGCGCGGCUGCGGCCUCUGCGUGCUCUUCAACUACCUCUUCGUGGCGGGCGGUGUGGCUCCUGCGGGUCCCGAUGGCCGCGCGCGCCCGUCGGACCAGGUGUACUGCUACAACCCGGUCACCGACUGCUGGAGUACUGUGCGGCCGCUGCGCCAGGCGCGCUCGCAGGUGCAGCUGCUGGCCCUGGACGGCCACCUAUACGCUGUUGGCGGCGAGUGCCUGCUCAGCGUGGAGCGCUACGACCCGCGAGCUGACCGCUGGACCGCGGUGGCCCCGCUUCCCCGGGGUGCCUUCGCAGUGGCCCACGAGGCUGCCACCUGUAACGGCGAGAUCUAUGUGUCCGGGGGCUCACUCUUUUACCGCCUGCUCAAGUACGACCCCCGGCGCGAUGAGUGGCAGGAGUGUCCAUGCAGUAGCAGCCGAGAGCGCUCUGCCGACAUGGUGGCCCUCGACGGCUUCCUCUAUCGCUUUGACCUGUGUGGGAGCCGAGGUGAUGCUCAGGCUGCAGUCGGUUCAGGUGGUGGGGUCAGCGUUUUCCGGUACCAUUGCCUGGCCAAGCAGUGGAGCCAGUGUGCUGUACACCUGAGGCCCCCAGGCGCACCCGCAGGCCUCCAGCCCUUUCGUUGUGCUGCCCUAGAUGGUACCAUCUACUGUGUGAGCCGCGCUGGGACCUGGCGUUUCGUGCCUUCUCAGGACACCGAGGCUGGCAGCGAUGUGGGACCUGGUGGCAGCUUUGAACCUGAGCCCCUGGGAUCCCCACUGGAUGUCCGGGGGGUACUCUUUCCAUUUGUACUCAACUUGCCUGAGAAGCCUGACCGCGGGGAGCAGAGUGCAGCCUAGGACAGGAUUAGCUGGGCAGCUCCACUGUCCAGCAUUUGUGGUGGUGGUGGUGGGGCUCAAAAGAGUGCGCUUGGGCCCCCACAGGGCAAAGAGGUCUCAGGAAUGGAGGAAUCGGACAGGACAGGCCUCUGGCCACAGUGCAUCAUGCAAACGCUUUGAGAGUAGAAGAAGCUUCUCUGGCUCUGAAGACAUUUUCACAAUGCUGUUUUAAGCGCCGCUUUGCAGUGCUGGAUUCUGCUCUUGCUUCGCUUGUUUAGUGGGGGGUUCAUAGCUUAAAGUGUGGGAAGAUAACACAUAAGCCCAUGCCCAAGGGAAGAGGUAGAGGAGGCCACAGAUAAAGUAGGGUGCAGGUGCGGACUCGGGUAAUGAGGAGCCAGCCCAGUCCCUUCCUUACCAGUGAGUUCGAGGUUCUCAGACCUGCUUGGGGUCUUAAAGUAGGCCAGGUAUCCUUGCAACCGCAGAGAGAAGGUUAAACCCCGCCCCCAGGUUUAAAACGAUAACUUAUAAGAUCUGCACGUGUGUUCGCAAGUUUUUUGUAGACUCAGCUUCAAAAAGUAACCUAUCAAGUACUGAAGGCGAAUCCUCGUUGACCAGUAGAGUUGCCUUUGUUGAUGAAAAUGUUAACAGGCAGCAUACUGAACGGGAAAGGACAGACAACAAGGGUGACAGGACCUCAGGUCAGGAGGCUCUGGUGACUCUGCCUGCUCACCCACUUUCCUGUCUGAGAAUGAACUAGGGCAACUUUUUUUUUCCUCCCUAGAACAAGGAAGUUAAAAUCAUGUUUUGACAGCCGCACGCUUUGAACUCUCGGCGUGGUUAUGUUUUGAACGUGUCUUCUGUGAUUCAGAUGAGGGAGAUUAAUUUACAACCAUCUAGAAGAAAAUGUGUGUGUGUGUGGGGGGGGGUGAUAUGGAGGAGGGAGAGGAGAUACGCCCCAGUUUUGAGUGGAAGUGACAUCCAUUUAACUUCCAAAACACCCUACUAGAGUCGGAAGGAGACUCAUACUUAGACGAGGUUGCAAGGACCAAAACCAAGUCCGUUCAUUUUCUCUCGUGUUAGGAGGUUGUGCAUUUGAGAAUAUGUGGGGCGGGGCUUCCUAUUCAUAAAGCAGUUCAGGACAGAAUGUGUUCCCAGAUAACUAGUUUAGAUUCCAUACCUAGCCCACUGUUUUCUAACAGUGGGGCUCCUUAGCACUCAGAGUUUUCUGGAACACAGAGGAAGCUCUGCAUUCACCUUGUCAUCUCUAUAGAAAUCGUUGGUUGCUGGGAACUAGGUUAGGCUUUAUAGUCUGCUCUGAAAGGUCACAGUGAAGUGUGUUUAGAAACAGCCAGCUUGAAUCUUCUGCAUGACCCAGGGGAAUGGAGUUUAUAGUUCCUGUUUGUAUGUUCUGGUCUCUCUGUGCUUGUUCGUGGUUACUCAUAAACCAAGAGAAUGUCUUGGCAACAUGGUUAAUCAUCUUAAGAAAAACAGACUUCCUAUUGCCUGGUUUUAUUGGUCUUUUUGAGGGGCGUCCUGGGGAAAGGCUUGCAGAGGAGCAAAAGGAGACAGUGCUUAGAGGCACACCUGCAUUCCUUAAGUACCAGACUUACAGAAUACUAUCAUGUGACUCUUGCCUAAGAAGCCAUUCCUCCGACAUCCACUAUUGAAAUUGGGCCUCUGGGGUGACAUGUCCCUGGAGAGGACAGAUGUACACCAGACAGAAGACUCUUCCUGUGUGGGCAUCGUGCCCCAUAGAACACAGAGAAACCCAAGGAAGUCAAAAGGAUAAAUGUAUUUAUUUGCAAAUCAUGAAAGAACAUCACUUCGUCGUUCAUGAAUAGAGGUGUGGCUGAUCUGUUUUUUUGAGAACAUAUAUCUUUUGUCCUGUUCCCAAAGGUGACCCCCAUUGAAAAAUGCUACAGGCCCUGUCAUGUCUUAGCAACCAUGCGUUUUGUUCCUGGGGUCUGGGAGACUGACUUCCCACCCAUCUCUUCUACAUUCAUUUCUUGUUGAUGAUAAGCAACUUAAGGGAUAGAGGUUUUCUUCUGGCUCAGAGUUCAGGCUACAGUCCACCAUGCUGUGGAAGUCCCAGGGCGGGACCUUGAGGGAACUGGUGCUACUGUCCCUGCAGUCAAGAGACAGCAUUUGAUGCAUACUGCCUGUGAUGGUUUUUAUAUGCUUGGCCCAGGGAGUGGCACUAUUAGAUGUGUCCUUUUUGGAGUAGGUGAGUCACUGUGGGUGUGAGCUUAAGACCCUCACCCUAGCUGCCUGGAAGCCAGUCUUCUCCUAGCAGCCUUCAGAUGAAGAUGUAGAACUCUCAGCUCCCCCUGCACCAUGCCUGCCUGGGCGCUGCCAUGUUCCCGCCUUGAUGGUAAUAGGCUGAACCUCUGAACCUGUAAGACAGCCCCAAUUAAAUGUUGUCCUUAUAAGAGUUGCCUUGGUCAUGGUGUCUGUUCACAGCAGGAAAACCCUAAGACACUGCCACUCAGCUCCCUGUCUCCGUGCCUACAUUCCCCGGACCCAGUCAGGAAAUGCUGCUACCCAGAGUUGGCAGCUCUUUCCAUUCCAAUUAAUGCAAUACAGAUAACUCCCCACAGGCAUGCUCAGAGGCCUGUCUUCCAGGUAAUUCUCUGUUCUGUUAACACCUACCUUUGCCCCACAACAAGCGGGAGUGAACUGGAUAAAGUAUUGGUUUGGUAACGAGGGGAGCGGGCUUCUCGGAGAUGUGUCUCCAGUGUGUGAACCAGGUAGGUGCUGCCCACCUGCUGGUCACAUUCUGCCUCUAACUCCACCUAGGAGUUUGGUUGGCGUGAGCACAGCUCUGUCUGUCGGCUAAGGAUCAUUUAAGGUUAAUGUGCUUGGGACACCCAUUCUCAGUUCUUAGGACAUUAACCCUCGUACACAGACACCCCCAGUGUUUGAAAGGACAGUGUCACCUUAAGGAGUAAAUGAUUGACAAACACACAAAGAUUGACCUUCUGUUUGGCUGACGGGUAAUUACAUUUAUAUCGCCAAGGUUUGUUUGGAGUCUUAGCAACGGGCUAACGUUUCUCUGUUUUUCUUUCUGUUUUGUACUUUGGCAUGGGACGGGAUGAGCCCCACCUCUAGUGCAGACACUUGGCAGCUUGGUAGACUUGGAAUGCGGUGAUUCUGCUUCUAAGGAAAUGACGGCAGGAGUUUACUUUAAGAAAAAUGAAUGUUGUGGAAAUUUUGUUGGCUGCUUAAUUUCGUACCUGUACUGGUUUUGUUAUACAGGAAAACAAAACAACAACAACAACAAAACCUGUGUCCCUCUAGUCCUGGUGGUGUCUGUGUGACCUGUUAGCAAACUUUGUCCCGGUGUUGAAACUGAGCACCUCCGAGAGUAUGCUACUUUCUGCUGAAGUCAAGGUAGUCGGGACACGAUGGUCGGAAAUGUCGGAUGUGAGCCCAAUAGCUCUUCCGUGUAGUGUUUCACAUCAGGGACCCUCCCCAGCUUACAGAAAAAUUUUAUUUUGAUACUCAAGUUUUUUUUUAAUGCCCCCAUUUCUUUGUAAUAUUAUUAACAAGAAGGUAACGACUCCAGCUGAAAGUGGAACUCUAUGGCACUCUAGCUGCAUCUGUGUUUAUCCAAGCAGACACUUCAUGGAUGUGGGCGGAGCAUCCAUGAAGAGGGCCGUACCAUGAGACGCUGAAGGACCUGGCAGGAAAUGGGUCCUGGCAACAGCCUCACCUGGCUUUGUGGCCAGUUUUGGGUUGAAGUAAAAGUCUAUGUGUAUGUGUAUUCCAAUGUGAGGUUGCACACUCCCCUGUCCCCUCAUGCUUGGUAAAGCUCUAACUAGUACCUACUACUAACUAGUACACACAUUUGGCCACUUAUUAAAGGUCAGCACCCUUUGAGUUUGAGGCAAAGUCGGGCCAGCUGUAGCUGGAUGUGCAGUUACUAUGCUAACACUUGAGUGUUACCCUACGCAUAAAUGCUGUAAAACCUUGUAUGUUUGUCACCUGUGCCAAGAUGCAAUAAACCAUGUGGAAACUGCCAGCGCUCCUGAAA
Molecule: messenger RNA, 6971 nt
Organism: Arvicanthis niloticus (Nile rat)
Lineage: Eukaryota; Metazoa; Chordata; Mammalia; Rodentia; Muridae
Gene: Kbtbd11
Product: kelch repeat and BTB domain containing 11
Molecular function (GO): protein binding
Source: RefSeq, a predicted model, not a curated record